AGUAUCGAGAGCCAUAAGAACUCAACUUGAUGGGAGUUAAAUAGUUUAUUCUGUGGUGCCAGUGGCUAAUAUUUACUCUUUGCCGAGUAUUUGAGAAACAUAAACAUUUUUACAAUCGUGGUUUAGAGUGAGUAUAUCCAUAAAUAUCGUAACUUAUUAGUGAGAAGAAGUGUGGAUUAACCAUGCAAAAUCAAAAGCAGUGUGCCCAACAUAAGCGAUGUAAAAACUCAAAACUGUCGUAUGAGUUUGAAGUAUGGUUGACGAAGCUACAAAAUCUACAUUAAGCGGUAUUCCGUUACUUAAAACUAAAGCAGGGCCAAGAGAGAAAGAAUUAUGGGUACAAAGAUUAAAGGAAGAGUACCAGUGCCUUAUUAAGUACGUACAAAAUAAUAAGGCUGCUGAUAACGAUUGGUUUCGACUAGAAUCUAACAAAGAAGGGACAAGAUGGUUUGGGAAGUGCUGGUAUAUCCAUAACCUUCUGAAAUACGAGUUUGAUGUCGAGUUCGAUAUACCAGUUACCUAUCCGACGACGGCGCCGGAAAUAGCUCUUCCAGAACUUGAUGGAAAGACAGCAAAAAUGUACAGAGGUGGAAAAAUUUGUUUAACCGAUCAUUUCAAACCGUUAUGGGCCAGAAAUGUUCCGAAGUUUGGAAUUGCACAUGCGAUGGCGUUAGGGUUGGGACCAUGGUUGGCAGUGGAGAUUCCAGAUAUGGUUGAGAAAGGAGUCAUUUCGUACAAGGAAAAAUCGGAGGGAUGACCCAUAUGAAGAGAAUAGGACAAAUCAGAUUUGGUGUCGACAACAAAUGACAUCCAGAAAUUCACUGGCUGUGAAUGUCAUUCCUUGACCAUAAUUUCUAUUGUACUUUUGCGUGCACAUGUAUGAAAAGUUGACAUACAGAGAUAUUUGUGAUUUAA
Molecule: messenger RNA, 915 nt
Organism: Schistocerca gregaria
Lineage: Eukaryota; Metazoa; Arthropoda; Insecta; Orthoptera; Acrididae
Gene: Ufc1
Product: ubiquitin-fold modifier-conjugating enzyme 1
Exons: 4
Coding region: 254-757 (167 amino acids)
Biological process (GO): protein K69-linked ufmylation
Cellular component (GO): cytoplasm
Molecular function (GO): UFM1 conjugating enzyme activity
Source: RefSeq, a predicted model, not a curated record